AUGGUUGAAAUGGACGUUAAUAAAGAAAAUGAAGAGGAGCCCAACUUCUCCGAUCCAGAAGAUUUCGUAGACGACAUCCCUGAUGAAGAACUCGUCAUGGAUGUUUUACGGCAGAAGCCUUCCAUAGACGAAUAUGAGGAAUGCUGUUUGAUCAUUUUCGGCCUUCCUGUUGUUGGCCCAGACAGAGUUGCCAAACUGCGCACUGUCCUUAGCAAGGUUUUCACGAACGUAGAACCAGAUCAUAAAGCACAUUUCCCGCUAUCAGAGGAAGGAGGAAGCAAGGCAAGUGGUUGCGUGUUCAUUGAAUUCCCUGAUAAAACGAAAGCCGAAUAUGCGAAGGGUGUUCUGAACGGGUACAAGCUGGACAAAAAUCAUGUCUUUUCCGCUUUGCUUUUCAAUGAAGCUCGAAAUUUUCAAAAGCCUGCGGAGAAUUGGCAGCCACCCAAGCCAACACCUUAUAACGACGUGGGUGAUCUGUGGGACUGGAUGCAGCAUCCACGGUGCCGUGACCAAUUUGCGGUACAGUACGAGAAGGAUGGUAUUCCAGUGGUCGCAUGCUAUUGGCAUAUAAAAGGGCAUGAUCCAGAACUUGCAGGAGAGCAGUCAAAAGCUGAAAGAACGUCCUGGACUGAUACUGUCUUCAAAUGGUCACCUCAUGGAUCAUAUUUGACCACUAUCCACAAAAAAGGAAUUUGCUUAUGGGGAGGACGUGAUUUUGCUCGAGUUCAACGGUUCGGCCACGAUAACGUGCAGUUCGUCGAUUUUUCGCCUUGUGAGACCUAUUUGGUGACGUAUGCCGAAUCUGCUGAGAAAAAUCACUGGGGAGAUGAUGAGGACUGCCUACGUAUAUGGGACGUCGUGACUGGAGAGAUGUUAAAGGGAUACUCCCUAUAUGCACUAACGAAUCGCGACCAGUUACCUUGUUGGCCUUUCUUCCAGUGGUCCUUUGAUGAAAAGUACUUUGCCUGCCUCAAACCACCGGAGAAGGACAAACUGGAGAAGGAGAAGAAGGUUAAUGGUAUUUCUGUCUUUGAAACAGAAACUUUCUCGUUAGUUAAUCGUCGCCAUUUUAUUGUGGAAAAUAUUAAGACAUUUUCAUGGUGCCCAACCCAGAACAUCAUUUCCUAUUAUGCUGAGUGCACCGACUCGAUACCUGCGGAAUUCGGAUUAGUGCAGGUGCCUAGCCAACAGAAAUUACGAUCGGGUCGCAUUCAUAACGUUGCUGAUUCGCAAAUGUUCUGGCAGAAAAGCGGUGACCGUCUUGCAGUCUAUACUAUGAGGUACUCUAAAAAGCAAAUGAAAGAAGGCGGUGAAGUUAAAUAUGUAGGCGGAUGCACUUACCAUCUCGAAAUCUUCGAAAUUGAUAAAAAGGAUGUUUCAUUGAUGAAUCUACCUCUUCCUGAACCGUUCAUCAACUUUGGUUGGCAGCCUCACGGUGAAAAAUUCUGCGUACUUACCGGUAAUCAAGCGAAAGUAACACCAUUGGUAUAUCGUUUGGAACCUAAUAGUCAUGCUCCAAAACUAAUGAGUAAACUGGAUCCAGGAGUACAAUUUAACGAGGUAUUAUGGGCACCAUACGGGGGAUGGUUGGCCAUUCUGGCGAAACGGUCGAAUGGUGGUAAUGUUAUGUUCGUCGACACUACGUUACAAGAAGCGAAACGUACCAACGUCGUUGAGCACCCAGGAUUCAACAAGGGAUACUGGGAUCCCACAGGCCGGUAUUUCGUGACUUGUUCAACGCUCGGAGGAAGACUAGGAGCUGAUCUUGGUUUUAGGUUAUAUACAUUCCAGGGUCGUGAACUCUGUCGGAAAGCUCUGGAUCGUUUAACACAAUUUAAAUGGCGCCCUCGCCCACCCGUAAAAUUGAGUGAGCAGAAAAUGAAGGAAAUAAAGAAUAACUUGAAGAAAAUAGCAGUUCGGUUCGAGCGUGAAGAUGAUGAAGAAAAGAACAGAGCUAGCCAAGAAGUUAUUGAUAGGCGAAGAAAGAUAAUGGCUGCAUUUGAACUAAUUCGUCAAAAGAAUCUUAAGAAAAUCGCUGCCCAACGUGAGCUUAGGAUUCAGCUCCGAGGUGGUGUGGAUACCGACAAUAAGCAAUCUGAGGAACUAGUUGAAGAGCAAAUAAUGGUGGCACUCGAUACACAAAAGACUUUGGCUCCGUUGGGUGAAGACGAAUUAGACUAG
This is a messenger RNA of Haemonchus placei, 2181 nucleotides long. Lineage: Eukaryota; Metazoa; Nematoda; Chromadorea; Rhabditida; Trichostrongylidae. The record is from the annotation of a GenBank genome assembly.